Eublepharis macularius is the source of this 788-nucleotide messenger RNA. It is a transcript of the gene CKS1B, whose product is annotated as CDC28 protein kinase regulatory subunit 1B. Gene Ontology annotation, biological process: regulation of mitotic cell cycle. Gene Ontology annotation, cellular component: SCF ubiquitin ligase complex; cyclin-dependent protein kinase holoenzyme complex. Bases 112 to 351 code for a protein of 79 amino acids. Lineage: Eukaryota; Metazoa; Chordata; Lepidosauria; Squamata; Eublepharidae. Gene Ontology annotation, molecular function: ubiquitin binding; cyclin-dependent protein serine/threonine kinase activator activity; histone binding. The transcript has 3 exons. The record is from RefSeq and is a predicted model, not a curated record.
UCCGCCCAGCCCUCCAACGGACGCUCCUGAGAGGCUCGAGCGCGCUCGUUCGGUGGUCGCUGUCGCGGGGCCUGCCGGGAGACGUGCUGAGGGGGCUGCCGCGUCGUCGUCAUGUCGCAGAAGCAGAUAUACUAUUCGGACAAGUACGACGACGAGGAGUUCGAGUACCGGCAUGUAAUGCUGCCAAAAGACAUUGCAAAGCUGGUCCCCAAGACCCAUCUCAUGUCUGAAUCAGAAUGGAGGAAUCUCGGUGUGCAGCAGAGCCAGGGCUGGGUUCACUACAUGAUUCACGAGCCAGAGCCUCAUAUCCUGCUUUUCCGAAGGCCCUUGCCAAAGAAGCCAGAAAAGUGACUCCUGUGUAAAUGUUCUUCAGAAGUUUUAGAUUCAAGCACCUUUUAAUGAAAGCCCUGUGUUUCUGUUUUUUUAAAAGUUUGACAAAUGUUUUACGUCUGAUGAGAGCGUGCCACUGGAUAUGACCAAAGUCCAGACCAGCUUGCUUCACCUCAGAACUGUCUAUCGAAAGGAACCAAAUUGGCUGAUUAAACAGACUUCGUAACAGUUGAAAUGCAAAAAAAUAUAUAUUUUUUCUACACUGCCUUUCACAGCUGAAGGCUGCUGCUUUUUCACACAGUUUGGUUUUUAAAUCCAGGAGAAUGCAGUGUGUUUCUCUGGGUUUUUUUAAUAUGAGUGUUUUAAAUCUUAUAUUCCAAGUUCUCCUCUUGGAACUUUUAACGUUAUUCUAGAUAUGACUGUUCUUAAGGUUCUUCCAAUAAAACACCAAAAUUUUA